Andrographis paniculata is the source of this 1028-nucleotide messenger RNA. RefSeq names its product ras-related protein RABB1c. The coding region runs from base 142 to 777 and encodes 211 amino acids. Lineage: Eukaryota; Viridiplantae; Streptophyta; Magnoliopsida; Lamiales; Acanthaceae. Gene Ontology annotation, molecular function: GTPase activity; GTP binding. The record is from RefSeq and is a predicted model, not a curated record. The transcript has 6 exons. Gene Ontology annotation, cellular component: Golgi apparatus.
UUUAAUAUAUAAUUGAAAUAAAAUACUGCCAAUCAUACGCCGACUUCAAACCCUUCUUCUACCUUUCUCGAAUUCUGGGUUUCCCUCUUUCCCCCAAUCCAGGUUUAGGGAGUAAAAGAUUUGCAGGAAUUUGCCGGAAAUAUGUCUUAUGCGUAUCUUUUCAAGUACAUCAUCAUCGGCGAUACUGGAGUCGGGAAAUCGUGUCUUCUCCUACAAUUCACAGACAAGCGUUUCCAGCCAGUGCAUGACUUGACCAUUGGAGUCGAGUUUGGAGCUCGGAUGAUUACAAUUGACAACAAGCCCAUCAAGCUUCAGAUAUGGGACACUGCAGGUCAAGAAUCCUUUAGAUCCAUCACAAGGUCUUAUUACAGAGGAGCUGCUGGUGCACUUCUGGUGUAUGAUAUAACUCGGAGGGAAACAUUCAAUCAUUUGGCUAGCUGGCUAGAAGAUGCAAGGCAACAUGCUAAUCCAAACAUGACGAUCAUGCUAGUGGGCAACAAAUGCGAUCUCGCCCACAGAAGGGCUGUUAGCACCGAGGAAGGAGAGCAGUUUGCCAAAGAACACGGGUUGAUUUUCAUGGAGGCAUCGGCAAAAUCUGCGCAGAAUGUUGAGGAGGCUUUCAUCAAAACAGCUGCAACAAUAUACAAGAAGAUUCAAGAUGGAGUUUUUGAUGUUUCGAACGAGUCUUAUGGGAUAAAAGUGGGAUACGGUGGAAUCCCGGGAACUUCAGGCGGGAGGGACGGUUCUUCUCCACAAGGCGGAGGCUGCUGCAGUUAAGAGCUCUCUGUAAUAUAAUUCAUCCCGCUCGUAUACACUUGUAUGUUUAUCGGUAUACUGCUUUCUGCUUCUUGUUCUUUCUUCUUUUCGAGUGCAACCAUUGGGCAUGGCAGCUGUUUAUUUUUGUGGGAAUUGCACAUACCACAAGUUUGGCAAACUAUUGUGUUGUAAGAUCAUGGUAUCUGUUGAUAUGGAAUACACCAUCGUGAGUAUAUAUACUUAUAGUACAGUGAUCAUUUGUUUUUUACUUA